Molecule: messenger RNA, 1243 nt
Organism: Toxoplasma gondii ME49
Lineage: Eukaryota; Apicomplexa; Conoidasida; Eucoccidiorida; Sarcocystidae
Exons: 1
Coding region: 451-951 (166 amino acids)
Source: RefSeq, a predicted model, not a curated record
AGGCAAAAAUGUCGUCUAGUACUAUUGUUCAUUAGUCGUUCUGUGAAAGGAGUAUCCAUUCACCUAGGCAUCUGUACGUAUGCUGUUGCCCUCUGUGUGGCUCAUGCGUACUGACAGAUUUUCGCUAACCGGGAACAGAAGAAACGUGAAAAGGAAGAGGUACGUUCUCUUGUGCUUACCAUCGACGUAGCUAACUAAACCGGGGCACGUGCGCCCGCUCAUGGCCUUCUAAAGCGCAGCGGGAGGGGGCAAACACCAACAGUCACAUUCUGGAAUUCCAGACCUGCACUCCAACCUCCUGCGUAAUUGAUGAACGCGAAAAGCUGCGCUAGCUUUUGAUUGCCAGGGGAGAGAAAGGAGGCAAUAGUUUGCCUCCAGACACAUGAAACAGCAACAUCCUUCGUGACUCUCAUUCGGGCGACGGAACUCAAGAGGAGUCGAUUUUGCCGCAUGCAACUUCUGCAGGAAAGACGAGCCACCCAAUUGCUGCCUUUGUGGCAGCGAUCUACUGCAACAACACGAUGUCGUAGUAUACGGCGGCUAAGAGAUCUGGAAGACAAUGACAUCCCGAACCACGAGGAAAAUCAGGAUGUGGUGGGGAGUGCGGUGCUCGCAGCCGGUUCUCCGGCUCUUCAACAUGAGACCGAGAAGGGAAGCUCGACAACCCGAAAUCCCCUAGUUCGUCAGGAAGCUCCUCCUGAAAACAGUCAAAUUUCAGUGACAGAAGGCGGAAGUUAUUUGGAUGACUGUGACGAAGGCACCAAUGACGAACACGGUACUCAGUUAGGCGAGGUGUGGGCAUACGGCUGUGCAGGUGAUUUUGAGAACGAUGGUGAGGAGGAUCCAGAAUCAGGAGUAAACUGUCUUCACUCAGAACCCAAAGGAUGUAGAAGUGCGACGACUGAAGGCAAUCCAGAAGAACUAACAGCAGAAGAAAAUGGAGUGUGGUAAGGGGCACGCUUGUGUCUGUCGAAGGCUCUGCAAGGGCAAGGAUCCGCCACGAAGCUAGAUGUCAACAUGCUGACACAACCAUUGACUGCUAUGACCGAGCUUCUUUCCUCUCAAAGUGAAGGAGAGAGACUUUCUCUUAGCCGGCACAGAGCAUUACGACGAUGGCCAAACCAUGACUGGCGGUGAUUUGGUAGAGUACGAAUUUGUGUGUGUACAGCUUCGUAUUGCCGGUUCCGUUGCUGAAUUUUGUCGUCAGCCUGAAAAGAAACAACUGUGUAGCCGUUUCGCCCUU